UUCACGAUUGCUGUUCAGAACAGUAUCUCUGCAGAAGGGUUGCUGUCGUGCUUGUGAAAGGAACAUAAUUUAAGUUUAGACUCAAACUUCUCUCUUCAUCGGAACGCACAUGAAACGAAAAAUAUGACGUUCCGCAGACUGAAAAAAGUCAAUUCCAAUGACCCCGAGAGUGGACCAUCAUGCCAAGACAGUGCUGAAAUCUACUUUGCUUCUUCUAAAUCUGAUAGUUGUAAAACUAAGGAUUUACCAUCUAAUGCAUCGGACGUGUACAAUUACAAAACGUUGGCGUAUUCUGGUGGGACGUUACCCAGGAAUUUCAGAAGGGGUGGUGGUCUUCAGAAAUGGAAGCCCCUCACACAGUCAGAGCCAGAACCACAGAGGAAGGUAGUGGUCCUGGAGAAAAAUGAAGAGGAGACAUUUGGAUUUGAGAUACAGACAUAUGGACUGCACCACCAGGACCAGAACUCAGUGGAGAUGUGCACGUUUGUGUGCAAGGUCCAUGAUGAUAGUCCCGCCCAGCAAGCUGGACUUAAAGUUGGGGACACAAUUGCAAGUGUGAACAAGGCCACUGUGGAAGGAUUCCGGCACAAGGAGAUAGUCCAACUUAUCAGGGCAUGUGGCAACACAAUAAGGCUGGAGACUGUGUACAGUGAUUCUAUCCGCAAAGCCGAACUGGAAGCCCGCUUGCAGUAUCUGAAGCAAACCCUUCAUGAGAAAUGGGAUGAAUACAGAUCACUGAUGAUGCAGGAGCAGAGGCUGGUUCACGGGAUAGUGAUGAGCGAUGCGUCUGUCUAUGAGUCCCUGGAGUCAGCAGGAGUGUAUGGGAGUCUGGGAGCCCCCAGCCCGGCUGCCAUGCGAGCGCUCCGCUGCACCGGCAGCACCAGCAGCAGUGCCAGCCACCUGAGUGCCGCCACAGACGCCACGGAUGACCCCCUUUACCAGACUUGCCUGUACCAGGGCAGUGAAGGCAACACCGAUGACGCCACCAACAACAACACGGAGGAGCAGAAGCAGAAAGAGCUCCCCCCUCAGAGGCGCCUGAUCCGGCCCGCCAGCGAGCUCUUCACCUCGGCCAAGACCCACCUGACUCGCAGCGCCAGCACACGCAGCUACCUGCGAGGCCCCUCGUCCUCCUCGACAUCGACAGGGCCGGGGGAGAAGCAGGGAGGCUUUGGUGCUCUGCAAAGGAAACCCAAGCAGAAGAGCUUCCGCCGGCGUCUUCUCAAGUUUAUCCCUGGCCUCAACCGAGCGCUGGAGGAAGAGGAGAGCAAGUUCUGAGGGAAGAGCGGAACUUCGACCCCAAAGACCUGCUUGAACAGACCCAAAGACUUGACGUUGACUAUCAGAUCGAACUCUAAAUCCAAAGAUUCCAAAAAAGUGCCAAAGAGUAUGAGAACAAAUGUUACACAGUGAUAUUGCUCUAUAAUUGAUCGGUUUGGAACUAAUAGUUCUGAAGUCCAACAAUUGUCUUAUGGGGUUUCACCCUGAUUGUACAUACCUUUGUUAUUGUUUCUAUAUUGUUAUGUAAGUUAUUUAUUUAUUUUGAGUCAUGUACAGAAUUGAAGGAUUCUUUUUGUUUAUUUUGUUUUAUCGAGGUGUUGAAAUGCCUUUUGAGAGUAAUUUUGUAAGAAACAAACCUGAUACUUCUUUUUUGUACUUAUACAGAUUGUUCAGAUUUAAAAUAAAUGUGUGCCAUUUGAUGCCUUUCUUAAAUAGCUUCUUAAGAUCUAAAACUGAUGCUGGCUUUGUCCACUAAAAUGCUAAGUAACUGUGUAAACUA
Molecule: messenger RNA, 1780 nt
Organism: Hypomesus transpacificus
Lineage: Eukaryota; Metazoa; Chordata; Actinopteri; Osmeriformes; Osmeridae
Gene: tamalin
Product: trafficking regulator and scaffold protein tamalin
Exons: 8
Coding region: 124-1278 (384 amino acids)
Molecular function (GO): protein binding
Source: RefSeq, a predicted model, not a curated record